Messenger RNA from Darwinula stevensoni, 3181 nucleotides. The record is from the annotation of a GenBank genome assembly. NCBI's taxonomy places the organism in Eukaryota, Metazoa, Arthropoda, Ostracoda, Podocopida, Darwinulidae.
UUAGUAUUUAUUUCUCGUCUGGCGAAGUAAAUGGAUCAGAAUGACAUUGCCUGCUACUGCGUUUUUCACUUGAGUCAGACAAUUUUUCACUUGACGCAGACAAGUACGUAUGAGGAACGUCCCGUGCAUGAGUGUCCGCUUUAUGUGAAAAACUGAACCCAGUGAAAAACUCUUGUCACCCUUCUGCAGAGUGGGACCCCCUCCCCUCCAAACUAUCUGCGUUGGAUUGUAUUGAUGAAAAUAAUUGGAAACAAUAGCGCAUUAAUCCAAGGUAUAGCUAUCUAUUAACAGCUGAGCAACCUAAGAAGGUAAAAAUUCCAUGAUUGAAAAAAUCGGAAGGAUAUGACUUGCACCGUCCACAUUUUCUUCUUUGUUUUUAAAGUCUAACGUUAAGUUCAGGCAAGGUAGGAUGUGAUCUGAGGCCUCCUAGGCCUAUAAUCAGGACUGGUUCAUUACGCCUGUCAGCCUGGCUCAAAAUUUUCAUAUGAUUUCGUUGAAAGUGAAAAUCUUAAAAAAAUUAAGAUUUGUUAAUGUGUUCGUGUGCUUUUUCAGGCAGGUUAUCUUUAUUGGCAUCAUCAUUGCUUGUUUCCAGUUAUUUCUGAUUGGCUUAGAUUCAAGCCAAGGCCUAACCGUGGAAGCAUCUCCGUGUAUGAAGAAAUACGAUUGAGACCACUUUAACAUCUGCCAGCUUCACCAAAGUAGGCCCAGGUUGCUUCUGUCGAACUUUUAACUUAAUGGCCAAGUAGGGCGACUCACGUGAUUAGUUAAGUCAGGAUACUGUAAAAGGAAGGGCCUAUCUCGAAAGGACCAUACGACCAUAUCUGAUUAAAUUGCAUAAAACUGUUCUAGGUAAGCCCAGCUAGCCAUUUCUUCUUGUUCAGUUGAUUUGAAGAAAUAGCAUCAAAGCCCACUCAGUGUGCACCAUCAGCUAUACUUGGUGAACUGCUGCACCACAAGAAGCUGUUUGUCAGCCAUGAGCAUUCCAGAGAGGAAUAGAAGUCUAGUCGAUGACAGCAUUGCUAGACGCAUCAGAGGUUGUUUAAAUCGUGAUCAGAUCAAUCUUUGGGUUGCUCCAUACUUUGACUCUGAACAACAUCAAUCCAAUGACCCAAUGAUGCAGGAGCUGACUAGGAGGUAUGCAGCUGAGUUGGAGAUAUCUCUAGAGAAAGUGUAUGAAUCACUUCAGCACCUCCAGUGUCAUGCACUAGAGAAAUUGAGAGCAAGAGAAGAGUUCCACAAGUCUGGACUAGCAACAUUACGCAUCAAUAUUGCAUAUGGUGCUCAGGAUUCCAGGCUUCAGACCCUCAAGACAAACUUGGAUAUCAAUGGAAGGGAAUUGAGGAACUUGAUCUCUACCAACUUCUCUGUUGAUGCAUCCAGAUUGAAGUUGAUUGUGAAAGGGAAUGUGAUAGAAGAUGAGUCAUCCCUGCAGUCUCAAGGUGUUAGACAUGAAGCCCAGGUCCUUGCCCUUCUUCUUACAGAAGCAGAAACCGUUGCUGUGAUGGCACAAGAAGAAGAGAAGCGUAAGGAAGUGGACCGCAUCAAGCAGGAUGCCAAGCAUUUGUCUCAUAAAAAUGCAAUGGAGGAUGAUUAUUAUUUUCAGGUAGUCACAGAUCAGGCUGGGAAAGCCAUAAAGUUGCCUCCUGAAGAGAAGCAAGCCCUUGUGGUUGCCAUGAUGCUGCACGAGCAAGGAAGGACUGCUCUGAAGAAAGAUGAUUUUGCCGCUGCCCUUCUCUUUUUUCUUGAAGCUGAUAAUGAGUACAGGUCAGGGAUCCAGUUCCUUCAUCUGCUGGAUGCAGUGGACAAUUAUGCAUUACUGAACCUGGAUAUUUCAUGGUGCUAUCUGUGUCUUCAAAGCAUCUCUGAUCUCCCUGAUGCUGAGAAGCGUUUGCAGAAGUGUGAGAAUUCCCUCAAGCACAGUUAUGGAAAGGACAUGGAGCGAGUCCUUGCCCUCAAGGGCAAUGUUGGGAAUGAAGCAGCACUGUUCUUGCGUCUACACCUACUGCAGGGGAUAGUGGCAUUCCACCAAAACAAGCUUCAGCUAGCAAACCAACUCUUUGCCCUGGUUGAAUCUGAGAUGGACCAGCUUCGUGUUGAUGACAGCAAACUCUCUCACAUGAUUGAAUUUGGAUUCAGUGAAGCAGAGGGUCGUUUGGGGUUACGAGCAAUGGGGAACAACCUCGAGCUGGCUGUUUCCUAUAUGCUCCAGAAGCGGGAUGAGAAAGAGGAGAGGAAAAGAAAGGAAGAAGAGGACAGGCAAAAGUUCCUCAAGCAAGAGAAACUAGCUGCAGCCGCUCUACGGCACUCCAACAAUAAUAUGAAUGCAGCCCUGAAUGUGUUAAUGGAAAGUCCAGAGCUUCUUGACUUGACUGAUUCACAGGAGGACCGUGAAGACCUCUCACAUCUCUUCUCUGCAGAUAGGAUUGCUCAGAACUGUUUACUGAAUUUGCUGGAACCUAGAGAUCUGGAAGAACCUGAGAUCAUCAACAUGGUCAAUGUGAAGAGAUAUGCAGAAGAGUCCAAGAUUGUGGACAGGAUAGGAGGAAUGGGAUUAGAUCCUGGGCUGGUGCAGCAAGUGGUGGGUCAGCAUAGAGGGAGCCUUGAGGAAGUGGUGAGGAACUUGGUAGAAAUGCAGAUGGGGAGUGGAACAAGUCAAGAUUCCAUUGAACGCUCCUUUCUCCAAGCCCUCAACCUCCUUGCUUCUACUCCAGGUACCAGGAGUGAAUCGAGCGCGAGUUCGAGGGUCCGGAGCACGGCGGAGGACUAUGCGGCAUGGAGGCGUUUGAGAAAGGACAUGCCACAGCACGAUGACGAUUACCUUAAUCUCACCCUUGCCAUGGAAGAAACAUUCCUCCAGAGAUAUAAGCAACUCCUCCUGGAAACUCUCUCCCCUAAGACCCAGUAGAGUCCUCGCCUGCAUUUCCUGUGACCAGGUGCUAGAGGAAUGGGCCAAUAAAUCCAUUUCCCUCUCAUGGGAAUUUAUGGUAUUUCCGUUCAGCAGGGUACUCGAAAUCGAACUUAAUUAACUAUCUUGGUCCCGCUCGUCAAAAAGAUGAAAAGGUCAAACAAAGAAAAUGGGGAAGACAGAGGCAGAGGCAAGAUGGGAUUUCUCGAGGAAGCGCGAAGAAUGGUUCGUUCAGCAAUCUUUUGAUUUAAAAAAUAAAAGAGUACUAUUUUUGGG